ACACACACUGAAACACACACACGGACGAUAACUUUCACUGUGAGAAAUAAAAGAGACGACUUCCACAGAGAGACGACAGCUUCAGGAGGGAAUACUGGAAUACUGGAAUACUGCCACUUCAACCAGUUACUGACUGAACUCUGUAAGAAGCUUCAGAAAAACAAGAGUCAAAGUAAGUAACAGGAGACUCUGUGGAGGAGGAACCUCAGCAGUCUGACCUGUUUGUGCUGUUUGAACUGUCCAUACCUGUCGGGAGUUUUGCUUCACUCAGAGAAAAAUGGCUUCUUGUUCAGAGGAGGAUCUGUGCUGUUCUGUCUGCUGUGACAUCUUCAAACAUCCUGUGAUUCUGUCAUGUAGCCACAGCUUCUGUAAAGCCUGUCUGCAGAGAUGGUGGAGAGAGAAGCAGGCCCAGGAGUGUCCAGUCUGUAGGAAAAGAUCUUCGAGGUCAGAACCACCUAUUAACUUGGCAUUAAAGAACAUGUGUGAGGCCUUCUUACUGCAGAGAGAUCAGAGAGCUUCAUCAGACUCUGAGGAUCUCUGCAGUCUGCACUCUGAGAAACUCAGACUGUUCUGUCUGGAUCAUCAGCAGCCAGCGUGUCUUGUCUGCAGAGACUCUAAACAACACACCAACCACACAUUCAGACCCAUCGAUGAAGCUGCACAAGAGCUCAGGGACGAGCUCCAGGAAUCACUGAAGCCCUUAAAGGACAAACUGAAGCGAUUUCAUGAGGUCAAAAAAGUCUGGAAUGAAACAGGAAAACACAUCAAGGGCCAGGCUGCAAACACAGAGAGACAGAUAAAGGAGCAGUUUAAGAAACUUCACCAGUUUCUAGAAGAGGAAGAGGAGGUCAGAAUAUUUUCACUGAAGGAGGAAGAGAAGCAGAAGAGUCAGAGGAUGAAGGAGGAGAUGGAGGUUCUGAGCACAGAGAUAGCAGCUCUUUCACAAACAGUCAGAGCCACAGAGGACAAGCUGAGAGCUGCAGACGUCUCAUUCCUGAAAAACUACAAGGCUGCAGUGGAAAGAGUCAAGCAGUGCCCCCUGCUGGAGGAUCCACAGCUGCCCUCAGGAGCUCUGAUAGAUGUGGCCAAACACCUGGGCAACCUGAGCUUCCACAUCUGGAACAAGAUGAAGAACAUGGUCUCAUACAGUCCUGUGAUUCUGGACCCAAACUCUGCUGGUUCAGACCUCAUCCUGUCUGAAGAUCUGACCUGUGUGAGAGGAGGAGAGGAGCAGCAGCUUCCUGAUAAUCCAGAGAGGAUUGGAUACAGAUCUGUCCUGAGCUCUAAGGGCUUCAACUCAGGGACUCACAGCUGGGACGUCGAGGUUGGACAAAACACAUACUUGGAAGUUGGUGUGUGUGAGGAGUCAUCAGACAGGAAGAGAGACAUAAACUCUGGAUUAUGGAGAAUAGAGUUUUUCAAUGAUAAAUACAAAGCAUACACCCCAUCAGGUAAACACACCGAACUGUCAGUGAGAGGACAACCUCAGAGGAUCAGAGUGAAUCUGGACUGGGACAGAGGAAAGCUGUCAUUCUCUGAUCCUGACACUAACACACACAUACACACCUUCACACACACUUUCACUGAAAAACUGUUUCCAUACAUUUAUAGUUAUGAUCCAUGUCCUCUGAAGAUAAUACCACUGAACGUCUCUGUAACAGUGAAUCAUCAACCUAAGAGAUGAUGAUGAUGAUGAUGAUGAUGAUGAUGAUGAUGAUGAUGAUGAUGAUGAUGAAGAAGUCAAUAUAAUAUCUGCUCACAUGUUCUUAUCUUUGCAUAAACUCACAUUUUUACAGGAAAAGAUGAAACACAUCGCAGUUUAAAUGACAGAAGUGUUUGUUCUCUCUUUAAUAAUAAGAUUAUCAGAUAAAAAACAAUACACACCAAGAACUAAGCACUCAUACAAGCAGGUACUGUGACAAAAUGGUGUGGUUAGUUACAUAACUGUACUCUAUAGGAACAGGUGUAUGUAGGUGUGUGUGGUAUGGGAUGGUGCAGGUUUCUUUUAUAAAGUGUUUUGGAUUUAAAGUGAGCUUUUGAAUCAAUUUGUCCAUUUUUUAAAUGAGUUUGUAAUGUGUUUGUUUAUCUGUGUCUUCUGUAAAGCACAGAAGAGUUUACAUUUGUAUGAAAUGUUCUAUACAAAUACAGUUGAAUUAAAGUCCUGUUUCGACUG
Messenger RNA from Labrus mixtus (cuckoo wrasse), 2173 nucleotides. Its product is annotated as E3 ubiquitin-protein ligase TRIM39-like. Lineage: Eukaryota; Metazoa; Chordata; Actinopteri; Labriformes; Labridae. The record is from RefSeq and is a predicted model, not a curated record. The transcript has a single exon. Gene Ontology annotation, molecular function: protein binding; zinc ion binding. Bases 278 to 1684 code for a protein of 468 amino acids.